GUUAUUUUUUGCGUUCGUAUCAAAACUAUAGCGAACAGUUCGAUUACGCAUGCCCACAGAAAUCGUUCGCGAGAGAAGCAACCCCGUUUCAUCGUCGUCCGCGUCGUCGUCGUCGUCGUAGACGCGAUCGCACAAGUUCUGUUGCGCCUUCGGUAAAGUACGGACACACUGUAUACGAGUAUCAAUCUACAUACUAAAAAUGCCGCACGAGAAAACGCGUCUUUUCUCGAAAUACAAUUUCUAAUCAGUUUGUGAGUGAUUUAAAAACCCACGAAAAGUGCGAUUAAAGUGCGUAUUAUUUACGCAAAGAGACAUUGUCGUUAACACGCCUUUUGAACCGGUAAAAUUUUCGCUCGAUGCGUGCUUUUGGGCGAAGCAAAUGGGAAAAAAUGAAAUGAGAUUGGAAAUGAGUUUGUUUUUAACAAGUUUUUUGGGGGUUUUUCGUUGGUGAUGAGAUGAGUGAAAUAAAGUAUAAAGAUCAUAUUUUAGAAGCAAUUGACCAGCUGCGACGUCGAAAGGCUCGACCCGACGCUGAUCGAAUUUUUAACGCGCUCGCCCGCCGCCACAAUGUAAAUUACGCGGACGCGAAAAACGCGUUGGAACAAUGCGUUCAAAACGGUUGUGUACUUAGAGUCGAAUAUAAAGGUAAUAUAAGUUAUAGAAAUGCGGCAAAAAAAUUUUCGCACUUACGCCGGGACGCCCAAGGGGAAAUAAUACGCGAGAAUACGAAUAAAUCGAAAUUUACCGGUUUAUUAACGCACGCGAUUGCUGAAUUGGUAUUACAGGAACCCGAUUAUUUACAAUGGGGAGUGCCCGGUGGUGAAUUGCUUAAAAAGAUAUUGUCGAAAGACAGUGUCAGGUACACCGAGAAAUACGUGUCUAUUCUAUUAGACAAGGAGGUACAAACUGGUAGUUUAAUAAAGAUGGAGAACGGUAAUUUUUUAGUCGGUCCAGAAAAAAGUCAAAAAACAGAAGUUAUCACGCCGAUUAAAUACGCGGAAAUUCCCGAAACGUCCAACGUUCAAGUUAUUCCAACGGCGGAAGUUAAAGUUAAGAAGAAACCCGGCCCUAAACCUGGAUUUAAGAAGGCUUUUGCUGACAGACAAACCACAACAAAUAAUCUUGUCGUUGACAGUUAUCGCGAUAAGAAAAAUGCAACGGACAAUGAAAAGCUUCGAGUGGGUGGCAGGAGAAAGUUUCAAAUCUGCCAGAGAGCCAAGAAAGUGUUUGAUCCGUCCGAUACGCAUAUUCCAAGGAAGAAAAGGGGUCGCCCGAUCGGCUCGCUUAAUAGAUCUACCAUUGAAAAGCAAUUAUCCAAGAGCAGUGAUAAUGAAUCUCGGCCGGAAUCUCGUUCUUCAACUGCUAGUCAUAAAGACCAACAGGGUACUUGUUCCGUUUGUCAGGGUAAAAAGGCUUCGGGUGAUCGAUUGGUUGCCUGUCGAGAAUGCACUAAUAAAGCACACGCAAGUUGUUUAAAUGGUGAUGACAUGAUGCUGAGAAUGUACCCUGAUAAUACAUGGCAAUGUCCACAUUGUAAAACAUGCGUAAUUUGUUACGAAACAUCCGAAAUUGGUUACUUAGCGGUUUGUUCCAUUUGUGCCGAUUCUUACCACAUGAGUUGUCACCAACCUCAAUUAACAGAGCGCAUAAAACCUGGUACAAAAUGGCUUUGCGUUAAUUGCCAACUUACAGAACAACUGGAAAUGAAAGAUGUUGAAAUUGAAUUUGAUAAUGAAGAUAGUAAACCAACUGAAUGUCCAACUCCUUCCUCACAUUCUUCCGUAAAUUCUUCGCCAGAUCACCACUUCAGAUCUUUGCAACCAUCUCCAGUUCCUCUCAGCCCACAAACCCAAGUAAUAAAUGACCACAGAACAAGUCCGUCGCUUUCCGUAAAAUCCGACAGUACAAGUUUUAAAGACAUGGAUGUUGAAGAAAAUAUUGAUCCGACCAUUCCAGAUCCGACCCAUUGGACUUACGACGAAGUUUACAACUAUUUCGCGCAAUAUUUUCCCGAAGAAGCAAAAGCGUUUUUAGAACAUCAAAUCGAUGGUAGAUCAUUGCUUUUAAUGAAACGAUUCGACGUUUUAACCGGUUUAAAAUUAAAACUAGGUCCUGCUUUGAAAAUUUACCGUCAUGUUCUCAAAUUGCAAUAUCGUCGUGAUGAUCCUAAGUUGUAUUGGUUAUAGACUAACAAAAAAAAAUACUAUUGUUUUUAUUACAUUAUGGAGAAAGUUUAUAUUUAUAUUUAUGUCUACUUUAAAAAUUACAUUGUAUUUUGGGGUCUUAUUUUGUUAAUAAUUAUUAUUAUAAAAUCAAUUAUUUGUAUUUAUGUGCUGGGUAUUCAGUUUAAUAUGAUGAGGAUAUAUAAUUUAUUAAAAAUUCGCAAAAUUACUCAUAUAGGUAAAGUUAUGGCAAUAACAGAAAUAACUUGCUCAAUUUAGCCAAAUUGAAUUUAUUUGGUUUACUAAAGAAAUGAGCUGAAACUCCUUUUGUGUAGCCAUGGAUGGAUAACAAAUCAAGACAAAUUUGGUUGGUUAAGUGCGCAGGUCGCAUAAAAAAACAUAAGUUAUUAAAUAAAUAUAGAGCGUCGAUAAUCUUUUAAUUCUUAUUUGUGCACUCAUGAUUUUUCUUUUAGAACACAUUGGUACAUUUCAUACUCAUCUCUUAGUAUUUCUUCUGCUUUUUGAACCGGUGCCCUAAAUUGCCAAAAUCUUUCUCCUGGACAAUUUUUAAACUCAAGAUCAUAUUCUUGUAGUCCAAAUCUAUGGAUUAUCUGAGGGUCUUGACUUUUUUUCGCGUUAAGAUACACAUCAAACGACAUCAAUAAAUUAUGCAAAAUACUAGUCAUCAAUUCCUUCUUACUUUUCAUUUUUACAAUGUUAAGUCAAUUCUUUCUGGAAAAUGAGAUCCUGGAAAUCGAUGAAUCAUUGUUAUCCAUCCCACAUUCUUCAGCAAUCUAAUCCCACUUUAUGAAAUUUGAAAUAACUGCAAAACUAUGGAUUUUCCAUCAAAUACAUAAUUAGUUCCAGCAAUCAAGUAUGGAUUUGGUAUCUUUUCCACAAGUUUCUCUACUGGUAAAUGGAUAAUUAAGUCACACUUAUUGUGGAGUUUGCUCAUCCUAUUGAUCCAGUGAAACUAGGAUUUUUUGGCAUUUUGUCACUGGACCAAAAUGUUUGCAAAAUAUGUUCUAAAUCAAUUUAUAGUGGUAUCACUGAAAGGCAAGGUUGCCAUUACAUUUUACAGCAUAGUGGCAACACUGCUGAAAGGCGAUAUCACACAGUUCCUUACAUUUUUGCACCUUUUUAUGGCAGCUAAUGCGUGAGAGACCAGACACCAGCGAUCCAGAAUUAAAUGCUCACAUUUAGAGGUUAAGAGAAGAACCACUGGUUACUACUUAUACAGUGUUGGACAAGAUUAUUAAUAGUGUUUCAGCAAAUUUUUUUUUCUUUAUGUUGACUAUGGUCAGUUCUCGUCAAAUUAAAUUGUAUUACUUGCAGUACUUUGUAGCGUUACAGUCACCUUAUAAACAAAUCUUAUUUCAUUUGUGGUAAUUUACCCAUUUGACAUAAAGAUGUUUGUCUAAAAUGUCUAAAUGAAGAAGAUAAGCCACAUCCACCUAAGUAAAAAAAGAAUUAAUUAUCUGUAUUAAUUUAUCUGUCUCGCUUUACUUUUCGAUACAUUAUUGAUGCAUUACUUUAUCAGGUGACUGUACUAAAUAAUUUGUAUUUAAACAAGAAAUAUUUAAUUUUUUUUACUCUACUAUUAGGGAACAUUAUUUUAUUGUGAUAUUUAUAUAUAUCCGCAUGACUUAUUACACAUAGUAACACUUGUAUUAAUUGUAAUUGUUCCUUUUUGUUAUUAAUAAUGUAAAAAUCUAUAAAAAUUCCUUUAGGUAAAUUUAUAAAAAACGCUGUGAUCAUUCUUGUUAUUAGCUAAGAUGUUUUAAAAAGGAAUAAUUACAGUUAAUAUAUCACUUGCCUGUAUAAAUAUAAUAAAAACCGUAUUUAUUUAAA
Onthophagus taurus is the source of this 4013-nucleotide messenger RNA. RefSeq names its product L(3)mbt interactor in ovarian somatic cells (gene Lint-O). Gene Ontology annotation, biological process: negative regulation of DNA-templated transcription. The record is from RefSeq and is a predicted model, not a curated record. Gene Ontology annotation, molecular function: chromatin binding; histone binding; DNA binding. NCBI's taxonomy places the organism in Eukaryota, Metazoa, Arthropoda, Insecta, Coleoptera, Scarabaeidae. Gene Ontology annotation, cellular component: nucleus.